UUUUUUUUUUUAACCACAGCUCGUUAUUUUCCUUUUUUAAAUCAUCAAAUGAAAUCAUUCCGGCAGCUUUGCACCUUGAUUUUAUCUCUAUGUUCCUCUCUAUAAGACGUUGUCCGUUAAUAAUUCCAGCGCGCGGAGCCAACAACACGCCGUUUGGAGUAAAAAUAACCUUCCUUCCGGACCUCCUUCACACCUCUCCUAGACCUGUACAGUUACGGCUCACAGCGCGCAGCGCUCAGACACCAACGUGCAUGUCGCGAGCGAGAAGAAAGCACGAGCCUCUUUUCUGGGGUCCGUGGGCUGGUCUCUCGUCCUCGCCGCUCGCCGGGAGUGAGCGAAAGUUUUAAUUGUUCGAGGGGGGCGUAACUGAUCAGUGCCCAAUAAAAAGGGACCGAGGCGGACAGCUGCAUAAAAACACAGGAGCGCGAAGCCUGCUUCCAAAGCCCUCGUCGGAAGUACGCAGGACACGCUGACAGCCGCAUCGCCGAAGGACGCACGACGGAGGUGCGAUGACUUCCAGUAAGAUCGAGCUCCCCGCCGAGGUGAAGGCAGACGCCGCCGCCCUCCUGGGGUCGCUCCACCUGGCACCUUCUCCGCUGCCCAACCUGGAGAUAAAGCACACCAAGAUAUUCAUAAACAAUGAGUGGCAAAAUUCAGUAAGUGGAAAAGCCUUUCCAGUUUACAAUCCUUCCAAUGGAGAGAUGAUUUGUGAAGUUCAAGAAGCAGACAAGGCUGACGUAGAUAAGGCUGUUCAGGCUGCCCGUCUGGCAUUCUCACUGGGCUCUGUGUGGCGAAGGAUGGAUGCCUCUGAUCGUGGAAGACUGCUGUCUAAACUAGCAGGCCUUGUGGAGAGAGACCGCACAUACCUUGCAACACUAGAGUCACUGGACAGUGGGAAACCUUUUCUGCAAACCUUUUUUCUGGACCUUGAAGGAACCAUAAAAACCCUACGAUACUUUGCUGGAUGGGCGGACAAGGUCCAUGGCCUAACAAUCCCAAUGGAUGGAGACUAUUUUUCAUUCACCAGGAAUGAACCCAUCGGUGUUUGUGGACAGAUCAUCCCAUGGAACUUCCCUCUAAUGAUGACUGCUUGGAAGCUGGCCCCAGCCCUCUGCUGUGGCAACACUGUGGUCCUGAAGCCAGCUGAGCAGACGCCACUGAGUUGCCUCUACAUGGGAGCUCUCAUUAAAGAGGCUGGGUUUCCACCAGGAGUUGUCAAUAUUGUGCCAGGAUUUGGGCCAACAGCCGGUGCAGCCAUUGCCUGUCACAUGGGCAUCGACAAAGUGGCUUUCACAGGAUCCACUGAGAUUGGAAAGCUGAUCCAAGAAGCAGCUGGAAGAAGUAAUUUGAAGAGAGUAACACUGGAACUUGGAGGAAAGAAUCCCAAUAUCAUUUUUGCAGAUGCAGACUUGGAUGUGGCUGUGGAGCAGGCCCACCAGGGUGUUUUUUUCAACAACGGACAAUGCUGCACUGCAGGAUCUCGUAUCUACGUUGAGGAGCCCAUCUAUGAAGAGUUUGUGCGCCGUAGUGUGGAAAGGGCCAAGCGGAGGGUGGUGGGGAAUCCAUUUGAUCCCACCACUGAACAGGGUCCACAGAUCAGUUUGGAGCAACAGAAUCGUGUCCUGGAAUUUAUUCAGAGUGGGAUGAGAGAAGGGGCCAAGCUAGAGUGUGGAGGGAAAGCCUUUGGUCUGAAAGGCUUCUAUGUUGAGCCGACAGUCUUCUCCAACGUCUGUGACGACAUGCAUUUUGCCAAGGAAGAGAUCUUUGGCCCUGUGCAACAGAUUAUGAAGUUCAAAACCAUUGAAGAGGUAAUCGAGAGGGCCAACAACUCUGACUAUGGCCUUACUGCUGGUGUUUUCACCAAUGACAUCAACAGAGCCAUGACACUGUCCGCAGCUUUACAAGCUGGCACAGUUUGGAUUAACUGUUUUAAUGCUCUGAGCUCCCAGUCUCCAUUUGGUGGAUUCAAGAUGUCGGGUAACGGGAGAGAACUGGGUGAGUACAGUCUGAGGGAGUACUCUGAGGUCAAGACCAUCACGGUUAAAGUGAUGGAGAAGAACUCCUAGAAGUGGGAUGUAGGUGCUCUGCUGCCUGUUGAAUGUGCUGAAGCACUGAUUGAAGGAUGUUGCUGGUCUGACCCCACCACCCAACAAAUCCCCAUCCUUAACACGAUCAACUGUGACAUUUAACUUCAUCCCCCACUGGUAACUUGUAAGAACUGAGUGGGGAGAGAAAGAAGAAGCUACACACGAUUAAAGCUGUGUAACUUUUUUCCCCGCUUAUAAAACGCUGUUUUUAUUGUAAACCCUUUGUCCUUGUAAACUUCCAGGAAAAGAGUGUUCAUUGAAACUUUGCUCACCCCUUCUUCCUAGAACAAAAUGUAUUUUACUGAUAUCUAAAAUGAAAUUUCUGACCAGCGUAAGAAACCAGAAAAAAAAACCUAAAUGUUGAUAUUUUAGAUUUGUUUUAAGUUGUGCAUUUCUUUACCAUUAUGAAUUACAGAAAACGUUAGAUAAAAUUGUGUUUGUUCUAUCAAAACCGUCAAACUGUUACAAAGGGGCAAAAUAAGUGCUUAGUUUGUACAUGCACAUUCAUAGUGUCACUGUUCUAAUAUUGCUGAGUUUGCUUGAGACUUCAUGUUUCGGCUAGUGAUCAGAGAGUUUAAGGUUGGUACACUGUAACUUGGUGGUGUGGGUGGAGACACUUGGCUUUGACAUUAAAAGACAAGGCCUCCUAAAAGACCAACCGGAGUGUCCGAAAAUGGACAGUUGUCCAACGGAACUUUUCUCUGCCCAUGGGAUCUGGAGUGAAUUAGUAAAACAGUUGGAAUGUGUAAAGUAAAG
Molecule: messenger RNA, 2843 nt
Organism: Scleropages formosus (Asian bonytongue)
Lineage: Eukaryota; Metazoa; Chordata; Actinopteri; Osteoglossiformes; Osteoglossidae
Product: retinal dehydrogenase 2-like
Exons: 13
Coding region: 510-2066 (518 amino acids)
Molecular function (GO): oxidoreductase activity, acting on the aldehyde or oxo group of donors, NAD or NADP as acceptor
Source: RefSeq, a predicted model, not a curated record